This is a messenger RNA of Trematosphaeria pertusa, 1972 nucleotides long. RefSeq lists its product as uncharacterized. NCBI's taxonomy places the organism in Eukaryota, Fungi, Ascomycota, Dothideomycetes, Pleosporales, Trematosphaeriaceae. The record is from RefSeq and is a predicted model, not a curated record. The coding region runs from base 406 to 1785 and encodes 459 amino acids. The transcript is spliced from 5 exons.
UUGCGCUGGAGACAAUGUCUAGCCCUCUUCGGCCCGCCUCUCCAGCUCGAAAAGAGGAAGCCAUAGAGUUUGUAGCCGACGGAUGGUCCAAUUAUGCAGCCUUGAAGCGGCAUUCUGACCUCGCCGCGGAGCCUCUAUAAGCUACCGCUUCAUUCAGCCAGCCGACCAGCCAGCUCGUGACGGUUCUUCAUGAUCUGAAUGGACGAAGCUCUGGAACAUCAAUAUACGACCGAUAUCUACGUCGGCCGCCGUACGAGACGAUCAUCCGGGGACGCUGCCACGCUCGAAAGGAGGGGAUAUAUAAACCUCGAAAGACGCUCAAAAUCCAACUCUGCACUCUCAUUCCCUUGAUAUCGAUCACUACAAACUUCACCAUCCAGGUCACAUCCUCCCUCCAACGCGACUAUGUCCGAGACUCUCAACCUCAUCAUCUACAUCGACCCCCCUGUGCUCAAUGAGGGGGUUGCCAACCUCACCUUCGCCAGAGUAGUCAACAACGCUUCCAAAGCCAACGUCAUCUUCCAAAGCAAAUCAGCCGAUGAACUCAAUGCCGCAAAUACCCUUAGUUGGCAGGAGAGUUAUCAGAUUGGUGCCGUUAUUGGAGAUCUUAAUGAUGGCGCUCUGAUCAAGUCAAGCACCACACGUCAAGACAUUGUCCCAGGCACAGUCUGCGACUGGACUCCCGUCAAUGGCAAGGCUGUGCGGGACAUGCCGGCAGCCACAGCCGCACCUGAUGACUUUCCGGUCGGCGCUUUUGGGACGGUCAAUCUCCCUUCCAAGUGGAGGAACACAAUUUGGUGUGCGACAGGCUCUGGUGGCGAUUAUAGCUGCAUCUAUGUGGAUACGGAUGCGAAUGCCACGAGUGGAUUGAAUUACCGCUCGUACGUUGUCAAGAACACCUUCCAGUUGACAUGGACUACCGACGCCGUGUCCAGUAGCGUGAAGUUUGAGGCUUGGUCUAAGCCAUUCUUCUUUACUCUUGCAGACGGUCAGACCACACAGUACCUCAGUUGGGGCCGUGCUCAAGGUGGCUCGGGCGAGGCGAGGUGGUGGAGCUACCGCUCUGAUCCCUCAUGCCACGAUCCAAGUAAAGCGAUCGUAACGCUCGCAGCAGAUGCGCUGUCUCCGACAGCCAGCAGCUUUGGGCCCGCCGUGGGCAUGCGCCUCGGAUAUGACUGUAACAAAGCACUCAGCCCCGCUGGUCUUGCAGAGUACGCUAGCAAGCUGGCCACCUUCAUGAAGGCCUCCCGUCCGUCGUAUCUUGACCUGCAAUUCAGUCCGGAAUACGGAUCCGUCAACGCCCUUGCUAAGCUCGACUUGACAUCCCCAUGCUAUGACCUCAUCUCUGGAUCUUCCACCGAAGAGAAGACGCUCGUAGCCCUCCGUUCUCUUCUGGGCGGGCUUUCUGUGGCCUACAUUCCGCUUAGUGCCCAAAUUGAGCUCAUGCCUACUGUGGCACCCAAGAUCGGGUCGCCCCCAACAUACACCCACUUCACCGCCGAACUCACUUGGACUGGUUCAGACGACGUAAACUGGGAGAACAUCCGCAAGAACGUGAAGACGGAACUUCAUAUCGUCGAUUGGACAUACGUCGUCUCGGGCAUUACCACCAAGCCCGGCGUACCAAACACCGGCUACGUGGCUUUUACUCGUAGCUCCGGGAAGACGCCGGAUGAUGCCAUAGCGGACUGGAAUAAGUGCUAUGGAGAGCUAAGCGAGAAGGCACAUCUGACGAAUGGCGGGAUCACGAAAUGGAACAAUGGGGAUAUGGUGAAUGGAGCUUAGCUGUGAUGAGGUGAAUGUUGGCCCCUCGAGCUGCGAACUGGAGUUGAGGAAGUGCUUGAGUUUCCUAUGUCCGCGUCGAUCGCUAUUUGUUCCUGCUUUCAUCGCGUCUCUAGACUGUCACUGUCUCUACUAGCUGUCUGUUUGUUUACCACUCGCUCAUUUUUUCCAGUUAUCGUCGUCGACCAAG